AUGGCAAAACGAAGGCCCGCUCAUACAACGCAACAACUGGAGAGAAAGCUAGGUUAUGAUAUCAACCACGAUAUCAGCGGAUUCGAGUCCGCAGCGUACUAUAUCGACCUUCGACCUGUUCCGCAGGACAAGCACUCCAGGGUUCAACGCGAGCUCGAUGAGCAAACAAGAUGUGAAUUUCCUGUGUCAGAUGAUGGCGAUAUCUUGUUCGAGAACACGAAACCUUCUUUCCAAAGCGAGGUGGUUGAUUACGAUGGCAACACCACGACCUUGAAGCGCACGAACCAUUCACGAAUGUAUCCUUUCGCUGCUAGCAUUGAUUACAACUUUCGGUUGCGUUUCUCCUUCCUGCUCACAUCAGUCGAAGCCUCGCGCGCACUAUCUGCUCCCAAGUUAAUAUACAAUCCUACCUCCGAUCUUGGACCGAUCUUUUCGAGCCUGCCAGCUGAAAUUCGUCAAAAGAUAUUCUAUUCGGUCAUUCCAUCAGGAAUCUGGGAAAGACAAGAACACGGUGUCUGCUUACCCAACCUUGCCGAGAGUCUCGGAGAUCAAAGUGGCUUCUUCUUUCCUCUUUGUCAGCUUCCCUUGUUGAGAACGUGCAAGCAGAUACGCUUUGAGUCUUUGGCUUUUGCAUACCAGAAGACGAUGUUUCGACUGGAUGACAUAGACGAAGCCAUUCAGGUUCUGAUUGCAGCAGGGCAAGUUGGGAGACAGAACAUAACAGCAUUGGAAUUUUCAUGGAGCAGCAGGAGUGACCUUGAACGUCAAGCGAGCAACGCACCGGCUGAUCGGGAAUUCGUUCCUGCUUUGGUUACCCUUCACGCGGAAGAGUGCAGCAUCUUACUCGAGCAAUGUCGCAAUUUAAAACAUCUUCGCCUACAAUUCGACGAGGAUCUCGUUGAUGCUUUCUUGCCGGAGGUUUAUGAAGCAAAUGAAGGUCUUCGACGUCUACAACAUAUACGUGGGCUGCAGAAGCUGGAUAUCAUAGAUGCGGCGGGCGAGCCGCUCAAACGGACUCAAUUUGUCCAAUGGCUGAGAGAAUUAACGUCGGCUCCAGGAUGA
This is a messenger RNA of Lithohypha guttulata, 1062 nucleotides long. RefSeq lists its product as uncharacterized. The transcript has 3 exons. The record is from RefSeq and is a predicted model, not a curated record. NCBI's taxonomy places the organism in Eukaryota, Fungi, Ascomycota, Eurotiomycetes, Chaetothyriales, Trichomeriaceae. The coding region runs from base 1 to 1062 and encodes 353 amino acids.